AUGGAAGACCCUAACGUUACUAAGAGAAAGAAGACGCCUCCUAUCGCCAAGAAGGUGAAUAAAACCAGAAGAAAUGCUCAGGCCACUCGAACUUUGCGUGCCUGUGAUCUUUGUAGAAAACAAAAGACAAGAUGUUUUCGGGUUGACGAAAACUCAAACUCAUGCUUGAGAUGUUCCUUUUUAAAUAAACCGUGUUCUUUUGCCAUAACCGCUGGCGGGUUCAGGCUUGAUGGUGAUCCUGGAAUAUCGGGUGCUAGCGACACUAAAAAAUUGGACUUGAUUUACAGCGGAGUCAACGAGAUCCUUAGACUAAUCAAAAGUAAGGGCCCUGGAGUUGUUAAUGACAAUGAUGCCAGGCUUCUUCUUGAGGCCGCCAAUACUAUGAAGGAUACUUCUAUACCUCCAGGAAACAAUGGCGAAGAGCCUGAUCAUGAAAAGAUGGUUACCAACCCUAUUGAUUUGGAGAACCAGUCGACAUUCCAAUCUCCAACCAAUUCACUUGAAAUAGCUCCGUUCCAAAUUGUCAAUAACCAACUCAAGCCGGAGCAUGUUCCCAAGAAUAUCGAGAAUCUUUUGUCUCUUUCAUCAUUCAAACAGAAUCCUACACCACCUGGAACUGGGAAUAUUAUUUCACUUAAUCUCAUACCAUUUAACGAGGUCAUCCACUUGAUGAACGAUUUUAGGAGAAACUAUGGCCGGUGGAUUUCUUUCCCUUCAAACUUACCCACCGAGAUUCUCAUCGAGAGAUUGACCAACAAGUCUCCUUUAUUACUCACCACUUGUUGUGUUCUCUCGUUGAGAUAUCUGUUCAACAACAUUAAUCCUGGAGACAUUAACAAUUUGGUACGUAAGCGAUUGGUGUUCAAUUCGUUGGUGAAACAGUUAGCCAAAGAAAUGAACUUGAACUUGAUGAGGGUAAACUGUUUCAAGGGUGUGUCGGGAGAUAUAGAAUUGUUGCAAAGUUUGGUGAUUUUAGCAAUUUACUCUUCAUCGUUGACGUCAAUUAUUCUGUCGAAUUGUCAAGCGUUGGUGAAAGCCUCGGGAAAUAACAGCAGUAUGAACUUGAAGGAAUUCAAUUUGAGUUUAAAUGAUUUCAAUCUUGAUCCGUGGUUUCUAAGUGGAUUGGGCUUGAAUUUGUUCGUAUCAAAGGUGACCUUUGGUAGCUUGAUCCCGAAGGAAAACAUAGACUUGAAUGCUUCCCUCAACUCUCCCUUCACUAUUUUAUACGAUGAAGAGUUGGACUCCAAUGAGUAUCAGAUUCUUACCCUCAUGCGUAUUUACAAUCACCUAGUGUUGGUACACAUUAUAAAUUGUGUCUUCAGUGGCAGAAUGUGCAUUGUGGAUGAGAUCAGACUUAAUAACUGUAACAUGACCUUGGGCUUGCCAUCGUCUACCAACUUCGACGGGAGAAUGGUACUGGAAAUCAGCAUUUUAUUGAUAACGUACAACUUUAUUCAGCUCAAUACCAAUAUGGGAAUCAUGUCUUUGGAAGAGUUGAACCUCAACUUGGGUGCAACAAUUCGAGAAAUACAAGCUUGGUACGAUCAAUGGGAAUAUUUAUUACAGCAACCGGCCUUACAAUUUGUGGAAGUAUGCUACAACUUCUGUAAUCUUUUGAUCUACUACACCUACAAUUAUCAAAAGCAUUUGAUCUUAAACAACCUCAGAAAUCUUAAUGCGACCUCCGAUAUGUUCAACGAAGAUAAUCUCAAAUUCAUCAUGAAUAUUAGUUCUCCACAUGACAAAGUUAAGAUGUUUGAGUAUUCCAACAACAUUAUGACAUUUAUCAAUCUCAUCAACAAUGAUUCAUAUUUUGCCCAUUUAUCGGACCAGCUCCAGUUCUGCUUCUACUUUGCAGGGUUGUUCCUAUUGAAGUUCUUGUAUAUUCUCAGGUCGGAGGAUAAUCUUCGGCUUGUGGACCUAUCGGACGUGAAUGAUAUGAAUUCCCUUGGGAAUAUCAAAACCUUAAUUUCCAAGUUCAACAAUAUUAAUAACCUUGAAGUCAAUGACAGUGAUAUCAUCACUAAAUUCAAAAUCAGCUUGAAGCACCAAUUCAAAAAAUUGUUUCCCGAAUUCAGCUAAGUGAUACACGUGAAGCAGCAAACCACAACAAAUUUCAAAAUGCGCAUGUUGCAGCCAUUAUCAUCUGCUUACAGCCACGAUUACACGACGGUUGUGCCCACCACAAUAAGGUUCUUGCUCAACAACGAAUUGCUAUUCUCUGCAAUAUGCCUGAAUUGAGAGGCUUAGACCGGAACUAAGCAAUGGUGUUACUUGUUUUCCUUCCUCCAAGAUUGUCUAUAUAAGACCUGCCAAACUUCCACAAAUUUAUUCACAUCUCAACGAGAACAAAUACUUUAAUAAUGUCUGAUGCUUUAAGUUUAUACAGUUCAAUUGCUGAUGGAGCUAGCUCUGUCGCCGGUGCCACCAGCAACUUUGGUAGCUCGCUUCAUGCUGGUUCUCAUGCUUCUGCCCAUGUCAGUUCUGUUGGCGCAGAGGCUUCUUCUGAUGUUGAAUCUUUGAUAGACAGUAUCAGCAAAGGUGGAUCCAUCACAGAUGAUUUUAGCAGUGCCAGUAAGGCUGCCAGUAAAGCCUUAGCUUCUUUGAGUGAAGAUGCCAGUGACCUCGGUUCUGGAAGUGCUGUUGCCGAGACCAGUCUCGAAGUUUCUGACAGUGCCUCUUCAAAGACUGCUGGAUCCAAGUCCAAGUCUUCUUCUGGUAGUUCUACAUCGGGUUCUGAAACCAGUGGGGGUUUUGGUGCUACGGUUCAAGCUCCAGUGUUUGGCUCAUUGGCAGUUAUUGCUCUUGCUUUGUUGUAAAGGUGCUUGUAAAAGUAUGUUUUGAAUAAAUUUGUUUGUUUGACACAAUGUGGGGCAACCUGCAUCGAAGCGUAAACUUUAUUUAGGGUGGCAUCAGUCGUCGUGAGGAGGCUGAGGCUAUUUAAAGGUUUUUCAAAUUCUCCGAGAUUGCUUGCUGCACUGUAGCCCAGCGCAUGUCGUGUAAGAUUUCCAGUGAUGGCCU
Molecule: messenger RNA, 3021 nt
Organism: Yamadazyma tenuis ATCC 10573
Lineage: Eukaryota; Fungi; Ascomycota; Pichiomycetes; Serinales; Debaryomycetaceae
Gene: ZCF19
Product: Zcf19p
Biological process (GO): regulation of DNA-templated transcription
Cellular component (GO): nucleus
Molecular function (GO): DNA-binding transcription factor activity, RNA polymerase II-specific; transcription cis-regulatory region binding; zinc ion binding
Source: RefSeq, a predicted model, not a curated record